CCUUCGCAGAGCUCUGGCGCGGUCCUGGCGCAGCGAAUUCUGGCACUUGAUGUUCUCGGAGCGCGGCGUCGAGAAGCUACAAUAUCUGGCUGUCGGUCGAAAGGGGCACUUAGUGGCGUCCAUUUGUGUGAAAAUGUGCCAAUGCGGUCGAGGGUUGUUUUGUUGUUGGUGCCGCUGAAUAGCUGAAGUGCAGUCGUUUCGGAUACAUUCGAAUUUGAAGCUUCAAGAUGAAACUGGGCAUGUGGGAGGUGGAUCGUGACGCAUUACGUCGAGAUGGCCUUGUGCUUUUUAGCAAAUUAAUUCGCACAAAAAACGUCGAAAAUCUGCAAGAGCGCCAGCCCAGCAGAACUGACGAGAAGCAUAAAUUAACCAAAUGCCUGACGACUCUGGACCUAACGUCGCUAGGAGUGGGAAGCUGCGUAGGAACUGGAAUGUAUUUAGUCGCAGGAAUGGUGGCCAAAAACGUCGCCGGUCCUGGAGUAGUCAUAAGUUUUAUCAUAGCAGCCAUAGCGAGCAUUUUUUCAGGUGCGUGUUACGCGGAAUUCGGCGUGAGGGUGCCCCACACGACCGGCUCGGCUUACAUGUACUCGUACGUCACCGUCGGUGAAUUUAUAGCCUUCAUAAUCGGUUGGAAUAUGAUUUUGGAGUAUUUAAUCGGUACAAGUGCUUGCGCCUGUGCAUUGAGUGCCUGUUUCGACGCCUUAGCCAACGGGGCUAUAUCGUCCGCUAUCCACGAAAGCAUCGGAAAAGCCUUAGGAAGAGAUCCGGACUUCCUCGCCUUCGUGAUCACCCUGAUGAUGAUGGUCCUGCUGGCGGCGGGCGUGAAGAAAUCGCUUAUUUUUAACAACAUUUUAAACGUGAUCAAUCUGGCCGUGUGGGUGUUUGUGAUGACGGCCGGUUUGUUUUACGUGAACACCGACAACUGGACCAAGCACAGGGGAUUUUUGCCUAUGGGUUGGUCGGGGGUUUUCACCGGAGCUGCAACCUGUUUUUACGCGUUCAUCGGCUUCGAUAUCAUAGCGACCACGGGCGAAGAGGCGGCCACGCCUAAGAAAUCCAUUCCAUUGGCGAUCGUCUCCAGUUUAGCCAUUAUUUUAGUAGCCUACGUAACGAGUUCCAUGAUGAUCACUUUAAUCGUUCCAUACACAGAGGUAAACGAGGACUCAGCCUUAGUCGAGAUGUUCGGACAAGUCGGAGCUAACAAAUGCAAAUACAUUGUCGCCGUAGGGGCCUUAGCAGGAUUGACUGUCAGUAUGUUCGGUUCCAUGUUCCCGAUGCCUAGGAUUAUUUACGCCAUGGCGCAAGACGGUUUAAUAUUUAGGAUGUUUUCUCAAGUGUGGCCAAGUACGGGAACACCAGUAAUAGCAACGUUCAUAAGCGGCUUCACAGCAGCCCUGGCAGCUCUCUUCAUUCGACUGGAAAUACUUGUUGAAAUGAUGUCCAUAGGUACACUCUUGGCGUACACGUUGGUAUCGACGUGCGUGCUGAUCCUGAGAUACCAGCCGCACUCCACCAACCUGGUGGAGCUCCUGCCGCAGAGCCUUCGGACGCCCAUCCGCGGCUCGCCCACCAAGGAGGCGCUCGCGGAGAAUCCGGGCGAACGCGCGCUCUACGGGAACCAGCUGCAUCCGGCGCACUUGAAGCAGGCCAUCGACGCCUCCAUGGGCCCGCCGAUUCCCUCGCCGUCGCCGUCCCCGCUGCCUUCGCAAACCACCCAGAGGGUGAUGGUCAGGAGGGUUACUCGAAGCUCUCCGGAUAGUGAUGAUACUUUCGGUGGUGAUGAACCGGACGAGGAUUUUUCUGGAAGAGACGACCAGUUUUUGGUGUCAGACAGGACUGAAAAUAAAUUUUAUGGUACUGUGCAUGGUGGUGGAAGUGCUACCAGCACCGGUGGAAUGGUGGGAUCUACGGUAGGGCCCAGCUUAGGAUACAUAGGAAGAAGGUUACAAGCUGCCACAUACUUGUGUCCGGCCAUUUUCCCUUGGGUAGAUACCGGCCCGGCGACGGAAGAGUCGGGUCUAUUCGUCAUGAAAUUGGUAGGUUAUUUGUACGUGCUCAUCAUAAUCUUCGAUCUAAUCGUCGUCUGCGGCAUGGAUAACAUGAACAGCGCCACCGCGUUCUUCCUCUGGUUCUUCUUCCUUGCCAUCGUCGCCAUCUGCUUGGUCAUUUCCAGGAAGCCGCAGAACAGAAAUACGUUGAUGUUUAUGACACCAGGUCUUCCAUUCAUACCGGCAGUCGCGAUCACCGUGAACAUCUACUUAAUCAUGAAACUUUCCAUUCUGACGCUCGUCAGAUUCACCACGUGGAUGACACUGGGCUUCAUCAUGUACUUCUACUACGGUAUUAAAAAUAGCACCAUGGAAGACCCGUCGGAUAACGAUCACAUAGAGUUAACCGUAACCGAUCACGAGAAACCCAAGUUCAACAGCACAUCCCCAUACAGCGGAGACCACAAUAUUUACAGUCAAUCGCAACCGGUGUACGAAUGGGACCCGAACAAAGCCUGGGACCACGGUCCGGCUUGGGCCCAACCGGCGCCCGCGCUUCCCCAAUACCAAGUCGAGCAGCGCUACAACGUGGCCACGAACAACACGAAAUCUGUAAUAAGCAAAUCGAAGCCGGCGCAUCCGAGCGCUAGUGGCAGUCCCAGCCCCAAACCGGCGGGCGCCGGGGAGCCCCAGAACCAGGAGGGCGCGCCGCAAUCGGCGGCUUCCAGCCUCUUCGUGAGCGAUCCAUUGGCCUACGCGAAAUGGGAUGACUAGUAAGAUGUGUAACGGGUAAAUGUUAAGGAGUAUCCUAAUAUAAUGUUGUUUAUUGUCUACGUUGUUGUAUUAUAUGAAAAAGGUUGUUGAAAAAUAAUGUGUAUUAAGUAUAUUUCGGACGUUUGUGGGACUGAUGUUUUAAAUGCGUUUAGAUAGUUUAAUGAAAUUGGAUUGUCCGAAUAGUUGGAGAGAGUAAAUCUGUGCAAAAUUUGAAUCAUUAUCGUGUGUUGGUCAGAUCCAGAAUCGAAAUUCAAGCAAGAAAAAAUAUUCUUUCAAAAGCGUCAAGAUAUUUUGCACUUAUCUACUUUAAAAAAGAAAAUGGCUUAUAAUGUAAUAACUUUUUGAUGUUAAAAACACAUGAAAAAUAUUUUCGUUUAGAUUUUCUUACAAUUCUUCUAAUUCUGAGUAGAUAUACUUUCCUAUUGAAUAUUUUCAUGCACUUUUUAAAUUGAUGUUAAGUGCCUUUCGAUGAAUUAUUUUAGAUGAAUUAUCUAAUCUUAUUAUCUUGUUUUUUAUUUAUUUACUUUUUAACUAUUCAAUUAUUCGGACAACGAUUUAUUUACAAUUUACAUUAUACAUACAACAAAAAAAUUCUAAAAAAUUGAACAUUUAUACAUAUUAUAGUAAUAAUAUAUCUGUGGAUUUUAUCAUAUCAUUUUCAAAUAGUGCAUAGAGUUGAAAUAUAUAUCGUUAUUUUCGUUAAUAUAUUUAUAUAGGUUUACAAAUUUCUAUUUUAAUAGCAGCACUGAAGAUCUCGAGUUAGUUUUCUAUGAAGAGAUAAAUUUAAAUAUAAAAUGUUUCUCAUUUAUCAAGUGUUUAUCAAAUCAUAUCAAAAUAUAUCAAAUAUUUAUUUAUUUUGUUCAGUUUCAAAUAUUUUUAUUUUAUGUCAAUAUUCCUUUAACCCAGUUCUAGCAUAGCCAAAAUUUUUAUUAUUAUAAGCAUAUUAAACAUUUAAUUGUUCUGUUUACUUAUGUUAUUUAUCAUUGACUGCAAUUUUAAAGUACUUUUAAUAGAGUUUGAUAUUAAUAGAUACUCUUGAUAUAAAAUAUUUGUUAAUGUUCGACUCAAUUCAAAAAUCCUCCUAAUUUGUGUUAUUACCUAUGCAACAUGUUUAAAUUUGAGCGAUGAGAUUUAAAGAGAUUUUUAAUUUUCGUUGAAUAAAAGGCAAAUCCAGCACAUAGCUUUCUAUUAUUGUUAAGCUCCUAUGAAUUAAUUAUUAUUUUCUCCCGUUGAAUCUCAUUGAGCAGAUUUUUAUUUGUUGUAAUAUUUACAUUUACUAAUUGUAGGUAAAAUUUGAGAUUUAUAUAAUUAUGUAAUGGAAAAAAGUAUUAAAUAUAAUUCUAAAUUCCCUAUACCCACAUUCUUCUAAAAUAAAGAAUAAGUCGAAGUAUAUACCUAAUUAUGUAUUAUUGUUAAACAUUUAAAAUUAUAUAAAAAAUUGAAUAUAACAAUUGAUAUAACAAUAAUAGCGUGUAGUUGAAAAUAAUCUGAUAUUUUUUUGUUCGUGUAUUUAUAAAGGUACGUAGGUCGUCUUGUAUAUAAUUUUAUUUGUUUGUUCCUUUCGAAAAAUCUAUGUAAAAUACGCCUAAGUAUAACUUUGGUUCGUUUAAAAACUUUUACCCACGCCAAAUGUACAUACACUUGGUUAAAAAAAUCCGAAAGAAAGCCCUUUUAGUUUUGAAAUAAGCAUUUAAACGAGAACGCACUAAAUAAGCUGCACAUAAAUUUUGUUAAGUACUUAACCUGCUUUAAUAUACCUAUAAAAAGAUUAAAACAAUGCAACGAUAUUUGCCUAUGUAGUUCAUUCGCAAUCUCGAAGAGUAAUAAAACAAUUAGUUGCAAAUUUCGAAAAUUACUUAAACAUUACAUAUACAACAAUUUAUUACAUAGUUAUUAAAGCUCUUACCCUAUCUAUUAUACAGCAGGUAAUAUGCAGGAAAAAUAAACUAAAAUUCAUUUUCUGUAGAGGAGCUUUUUAUUUGUUAUAUAAGUCUUGAUAUUACUCUACGUGAUUUGCAAAUUUACUAUAGGUAUUUUUUUGAAUAUGUGAUAAUUUAAAUAAUUUCAUUAUUAUUCUGUUGAAGAGAUUGAUGGUUAAAGGUAUUAAAAAAGAGUUCAAAUGGAUCAAUGUACCUUGAAUGAAUUCGAGAUAAUUCACUAUCUAGAUAAUAUAUAACUUCAUAUAUAUCAUAUAGAUAAAAAUACUAAUGAAAAGAAGAUAAAAUAGUUACCAAAAAGUGCGAAUUAAUAUCUUUUUCCGCCGAUCCUUUAAUAAAUUCUAUAAGUAGUAUACCUAAUUAAUAAUAAAAUUUGUCCAAUAAGCCAACAUUAAUGAAAAUGAAAACCUCCCUUUUUGGACAUACUUUAUAUUGAGUAUAAUUUAUUUGUUAAUAAAUCUUUACUAAUGAUCUCUAUAAUAUAUUCUAUGGUACAAAUGAAUGGGUUUUCUGGAGAUUAAUUUUAAGAGAAGCGAAUUAAAUGAUGAGAGUUUAUAAAAUUGUUUUCCAGGGACCAGACUAUGGACCUACUUGUUAGACAUACGAGCUCCGGAAAAUUAAUUCGUUGGAAAAUUUUAUCGGGAAUACAGCUGGUGAUUAAACAAGGUAUUUUUUAUUGUAUAGGUAACGUUAAAUUUUCGAAACGUCGGAAUCUCCGACUGUUGAAAAUUUAACCAGUUUUUAGGAUCUCCGCUGAUCCGAUCUUUGUAUAUUAAUUAUAGUAAUAUCUUGAUGUUUUUCUUCCAAUUUAAUUAGUAUUAAAUUUUAGAUAUUCUAAUGUUAAGAUUCAAGAAAAUAAAUGAUUUCAG
Messenger RNA from Phyllotreta striolata, 5568 nucleotides. NCBI's taxonomy places the organism in Eukaryota, Metazoa, Arthropoda, Insecta, Coleoptera, Chrysomelidae. The record is from the annotation of a GenBank genome assembly.